GAAUACUAGCUCCACACUAAACUCAACUUCUUCUCAUCUCGGCAAUUCAGGCACGAUGGCUCAGAUUAUCGUGUCUGAUUCCAACUUGACGCCUGUUGUCCAAAUCGUCACUUGGAUGUCUUUGGUCAUUAGUGCGUUGGCUUUUUUCACGCACGCUGGUAUAACAAUCUACACGUCCAGAGCUGUCAAUCUAGAAACAGUGCUUGUCUUCUGCUCCCUUGUUUUUGGCACUGCACAGUCUAUCGCUGUAUCGGUGCAGACAUCGAAUGGCUUUGGAAAGCCCUCAAAUCUCCUCAGUGAGGAUCAGUUACACGCGAUGUUGAAAGCAAGUACUGAAGAGAAUAGUCAAUAUGCCGCUACUAUACUCUUCUUUUUUGCGGUCGCCUUUUCGAAAUUCGCAAUCGUUGCUUUUAUUCACGGCUUGACCCCCAAGAAGCUCGACAGGAACUUGAACUAUGGUCUGGGAGGAUUUGCACUAGUAUGGCUGAUUGUCGGCGUGUUUGUCUCAGCAUUCCAGUGUAAACCGCCGGAUACUUGGGAUUUGUCUUCAGGUCUAUGUAUCGAUCGGGUGGCAUGGUGGGAUGCGGCAACCAUCACGAACAUGAUCUCGGAAGUUGCUAUCGUGGCAUUAGAAGUAGGAAUCAUGAUUCCUUUACAUGUGGCAUGGCCACGGAAGACUUUUAUAAUCAGUCUUUUUGCCUGUCGUUUACUGGUGGUUUGUGUUUCGGCCAUUCAGCUUUAUUAUUUUCACAAGGACAGCAGCACGAGUCCUCUCCGAACCGAUUUUGCGCUUGGGUACUGGCGGUCGACCGUUUGCAACCAGAUCGUUCAAGGCCUCGCCAUCGUUACAACCUCUCUUCCUUACGCCAAGUUGUUUAUGGAGUGUUUCGAAUCCGGGCUGAUUCGUGUCGACGAGUUGCGCCGAAAGGGGGAGCAUUCCACUGAAGGAAGUGGGAAGGGGAGUGGGAAGGGUUACAAGCUCCUCGAUAUUUCACGAAAUGGGCAGCAAGACGGUAUCAGCACCACGAAGACCUUCGGUGUAGAGAGGGCGCAGUCUUGAUGCGCAUGCAUCUUGCACAAGACCUCAGCAAGCAGCCCCACGCGUUCCUCAUGCCCGUCCCAUAAUUACAUGGU
Trematosphaeria pertusa is the source of this 1134-nucleotide messenger RNA. RefSeq lists its product as uncharacterized. The record is from RefSeq and is a predicted model, not a curated record. The transcript is spliced from 5 exons. Bases 56 to 1060 code for a protein of 334 amino acids. Lineage: Eukaryota; Fungi; Ascomycota; Dothideomycetes; Pleosporales; Trematosphaeriaceae.